Molecule: messenger RNA, 750 nt
Organism: Aureobasidium namibiae CBS 147.97
Lineage: Eukaryota; Fungi; Ascomycota; Dothideomycetes; Dothideales; Saccotheciaceae
Product: nor-1
Exons: 3
Coding region: 1-750 (249 amino acids)
Source: RefSeq, a predicted model, not a curated record
AUGACUUACAACGUACUAAUCUCGGGAGCCAACAAGGGAAUCGGCUAUGCUUUUGUAACCAAAUACCUCAGUCGCCCCAACACGACAGUCAUCGCUACAGUCCGCCAACCCAAUUCUCCGGAAGCAGCUCGAUUGAAUGAGCUCCCCAAGGCUGAGGGCAGUAGCAUCAUAAUCGUCAAGAUCGAGAGCACAUCAGACACCGACGCUCAAGAGGCCAUGUCUAGCCUCGACGGUCAUCAGAUCAAUCGCCUCGACCUUGUGAUUGCAAACUCCGGACUGUUUGCAAUCCAUGCCUUUGUUGAAGUCUCCAAGAUGCAGACCAAGGAUCUGAUGGAGCACUUCGAUGUGAACACUGCAGGUACAGUGCGUCUGUUCCAAGCCACACUGCCUCUGUUGCAGAAAGCAGAGAAGCCAGUGUUUGCUUAUAUCAGCUCUGUUGUUGGAUCUAUAUCUAUGCAAGAGUACUUUGUUCCUCCAAUCGCAAGCUACGGGGCGUCCAAAGCUGCGAUGAAUCUGCUCAUCCGCCGCAUUCAUAUCGAGAAUCCUGAUCUGAUCGCUGUCGCAAUACAUCCUGGUGGCAUUCAAACUGAUAACGGGCGCAAGGCUCAAGAAGCACUGGGGGUACCUGAGGAUAGGACUACGCCCAUGGAUGUCGCUAUUGAUGGCAUGGUCGGCAAGAUCGACAAGGCGACUCGUGAGGAGACGUCUGGCAUGUUCCUGUCUUUUGACGAGAACCCUCUCACUUGGUGA